Messenger RNA from Spirometra erinaceieuropaei, 300 nucleotides. NCBI's taxonomy places the organism in Eukaryota, Metazoa, Platyhelminthes, Cestoda, Diphyllobothriidea, Diphyllobothriidae. The record is from the annotation of a GenBank genome assembly.
AUGAUAGCUAGGCUCCAGUCCCACCAGCAAUUACCAGAGGGAUCACCGCCUCGGAAUCUCCGAUAUGAGGCUCCAUCUGCAACCCCGCGAGAGGCCACAAGCACUCAGCAAGCUGCUGACCCAGUCGCUGGAAGACCGCACCUAUUCUCCGCCCUUCUCCCCUGUCCCCUGUCUUCAUCUCCUUCUCUACUCUCCUACCCCAUGGUCGAAUGUCCCACUGAUAAUCUCAUCGCCACCUCCGAGAUAAAGCUUCGUCUGAAACCCUACAGGAGACCACAAGGGACGUGGACCCCCGGCUAA